AACUCUCCGCCGCUCAGACGGUUCCGUAUCACCAAACCCUUCAGUUCCGAGCUUCGGCUUUGGGGCUCUCCAAUCAAUGACCUCAAUGUCUCAAUAUGAUUUGAAUUUUCAUGAAUGAGCUGCGCAACUUAGUUGUGUGUAAGCCACUGGAUCAUUAACAUUAGUCGAAGCUUGGCAUUUCCCGAAAACAUGAUCCAUUGGCGACUACUUUCCGCCCUGUUUGUGGGGCUGUCGUCGAUAGCUCUGCCGUUUCCAGUCGACGGAGAGCUCUCGACCAGAUCGGCAGUCGAGUCAAACCAUCGCUUUGGCCUCCGUCUAACCACUAAGUUGGGAUUGAGCCAGCCGAAUGGGAAUGUGGUGGUUUCCCCCCUGCUGGUACAAUCGGCGCUCAGUCUGCUGUAUGCGGGAAGUUCCUUGGACUCCGGAAGGGAACUCCGUCAGGCUCUGGAGCUGACUCAUGCCAUCCAUCCCAAGGAAGCGGCUCAGGACAUACAGGGCCUUUUGGCGAGCCUCAAACAGUCGGCAGCUGUUGGCUGUCGCCUAAGAUUGCUCAGUGACUUUUAUGCCCAACAGCGAUUCACCUUCAACUUUCGCGAUGAGUUCGUGGCACUGGCUUCCCGAACAUCAGUUGGCUGCCACCGUUUGUCCUGGGAGAGUGCGUCGAGUGCGGCGCAGGACAUCAACUACUCCUUCCUCAGCCGCAGCAACUUCAGCCUGGGGGAGCUGGUUAGUGCCUCGCAGCUCGAGUCCCUGGCCGAGCACAAUACGCCCUUCUUGCACGUCUCUGGCGUAACAUUCCGAGCUCCUUGGGCUCAGGCUUUUGACCCCGCUGAGACGCAGAGCAUCAGCUUCUUCGCCGGAGGAACUCGACCCAGGCUGGUGGAUGGCAUGUUUGGCCAGCACCGCUACAGGUAUGCCGAGAUGCCCGCUCUGGAUGCCCAGCUUAUCGAGGUGCCGUUCGCCACCGCCGAUCUGAGAAUGCUCAUUGUGUUUCCAAAUCGGGCCGAUGGCCUGGCACAACUGGAGAGGAAGCUGGCGCAGUCCGAUCUCCAGCAGCUAAGGGAACAGCUCGAGGAGCGCAAGGUGGCCCUCACCCUGCCCAAGUUUAGAGUUCUGGUCCACUCUGCACUGAAACCAAUACUCGAAGAGAUGGGACUGGCGAAGCUGUUCACAUCGCAGGUCCAGCUGAGCGAGGUCUUCAGCUCCAUGCUGGCCAGUUCGGCUCCCCCUUUGGGAGCAGUGGUGCAGAGCGGACUCCUGGAGCUGCAGGAGGAAGGCGGCGAGGCCGGCGAUUCGUUUUCCUUCGGGGAUCUAUUCCGACGAGCCGUGCCCCUGGUCAUCAAUCACCCGUUCUUCUACGCCAUCGGCAAUGACAAAACCCUGCUGCUGGCCGGCCACAUCGUCGACAUCUGAGUACCUCCUAAGUUUACCUAAUAUUCGAUUCCAAUGCUAGGCUCCAACUGAGGUUAUCGCCUUAUCAGCCCAGCUCAAAUCUCAGGCAAAUAAACAGAAUCACCCGUGGCCAAAGCCAAAGGUGACAAAUGAUUUGUAAACACA
Messenger RNA from Drosophila takahashii, 1557 nucleotides. It is a transcript of the gene Spn43Ad, whose product is annotated as Serpin 43Ad. Gene Ontology annotation, molecular function: serine-type endopeptidase inhibitor activity. The record is from RefSeq and is a predicted model, not a curated record. NCBI's taxonomy places the organism in Eukaryota, Metazoa, Arthropoda, Insecta, Diptera, Drosophilidae.